Messenger RNA from Acytostelium subglobosum LB1, 192 nucleotides. RefSeq lists its product as hypothetical. The record is from RefSeq and is a predicted model, not a curated record. The coding region runs from base 1 to 192 and encodes 63 amino acids. Gene Ontology annotation, molecular function: copper ion binding; copper chaperone activity. Gene Ontology annotation, cellular component: mitochondrial intermembrane space. NCBI's taxonomy places the organism in Eukaryota, Evosea, Eumycetozoa, Acytosteliales, Acytosteliaceae. The transcript has a single exon.
AUGUCAAUCACUGAGAAUACACCAGCUACACCAACAACUACAGAGGCAGCACCAAAGAAAAAGAUUUGCUGCACUUGUCCAGAGACCAAGAAGAUUAGAGACGAAUGCAUCGUUAUGAAUGGCGAGGACAAGUGUCUUGGCUUCAUCGAGGCUCACAAGCAAUGUCUAAGAGCUGAAGGUUUCGAUGUCUAA